CGGCCGCCUACUGUCCUCUCCUCUCCUGCAUGCUCGCCGCCGGCGAUGCCCGGCCCGCUCAAGCGCCCCUCCCUCGGCCGCCUGCUCGCCGCCCUCCGCUCGCCGUCCCGCGUCCCGGUCCAGACCGGCUUCCCCACCUCCCUCGCCGACCUCGUCGUCAAGAACCAUGGCCGCCUCAGGAAGCCCCGCAAGCCGCGCCGCCCCACCGCCCUGGCGCUGCCCCCGUCUCCGCCGGAGACCCCGGUGGACGUAGGGGAGACUCCUUCGCUGCCGCCAUCGCCCGGGCCGCUCUCGCCGGUGGUCGUGGAGGAGUCCUCGGCCCCGGUGGUGCGGCGGCUCGACGCGCCCAAAGGCGCCGCCUUCUUCCGGCCCCGCCCGGAGCUCCUCGCGCUCGGCGGGGCCGUGGCGCUCGCGCUCCUCGCCGUGUGGAGGGAGGGGACCGUCGCGGCCUUCACCAUCGCCUCGCUGUCGUUGCUCUGGAUCGAGUCGGCCUCCCGCCGGCGUCGGCGCUCCUCGCGCCCGGCGGAGCUGCCCGAUUCGCGCGGCCCCGCCCCCGUCUCGCCGAUCCGGGAGGCGGAAGAAGCGCCCGGGCCAUCCAGCUGCUCCGAUUCCGACAGGAACAGCGAGGCCCCCUCCCCUCGGCCCUCCGGCGGCGAAGAUCCGGCCACCCCCAAGAGGAAACCGAGGAGGUCGCUGAGGAAGAUAAUCUCCAAGACGCUGCAGAAGAAGCCCAAGGCGAAGGAUGCCUCAUGCUCUACCGACGGCGAGGUCGAGCAGCCGGAGCCAGUUAGAACCGAGGCCUUUGUAAUUCCAGCCCCUUCCUUGGCCGAGCAGACGCCGUCGGAACCAAGCACAGGAUCGUCGGUGGAGAUGAAGAUGGAGAUGGAAAGGCGAGGGGGCAGAUUCCCCCUGGCGGCGUUCGUCCCGGUCAUCCUCGCGGGCCUCGCCGCCGGGAAGCUCCCGGCGACGGCGCUGGCCGUGCUCUGCGUGGCCUUCUUCGGCGCGCGCCGUCGAGCGAAUUUAGGCCGCCAGUAACCCGCCGAGUGAGAGAGAUCCGAUCCCCUCGAAACCGUCCGUUUGUAAAAAAUCAGAGACAGAAGAAGAAGAACAAAUCCAUACAUGCUGAAUGUUGAUCCGGCUUUUCCACCGUUUGUAAAAUUCUGCUGUCAUGCCUGAAUUUCUCUCCCGUGUGCAGCGCGGCAUGUUGGAUUGAAACAGUUCUUGGCUGACAGCGAUCGUGCAAAACCGUUAGCGCGUGACCACAGCUCGCAAGUCAGACGCGACGGUGUCGAUGGAUGGAUGUAUCUACGGGAUGAAAUGGAAUUAAACUGAAAUUCUGUCGGCGUCAGGCAUUCAACCCUCGAGGGAGCCCACAUCAUCAUGCUAUCUGAGUGGACUGGUCUUUUCUGCAGCAGAGUGAUUAAUUGUACUAGCAAAUAUCAUCAGACGGAUCAACCAAUAAUUUGCGUCCGAGAGGAGAGGAGAGGAAACAAAUUUGGGUGUUUUCCAUGUGCGUGGUGGCAACACCAACCACAGCACGACAGACACAGCAGCAGCAGAUUCAGCAAGUUCUUGGUGAGAAAAUGUGUCCGUCAUCUUGAUAAACAAUGCGCGUGCUGUGGUCUGUGCCUGUCGGCUACAAGUUCUUGGUGAUAAAGGAGGGUCCUUGUGAUUCUGAGGUACAAGUAUGUAGAUCAUGCCUGUCAGUGGUUGGGUUUCAGGCAUUUCGUCUGCAAGAUCGUGAUGAACUACCAAACAACUUUCCUGGAAACAGCAAGCUGCAAUCAGCCUCGCCUCUGCAACACUUGCUUUUAAUUCUGCAUCUUCAGUUAGUUCCACAGAUUAAUUGUGGGGAAAACAACUUGAACCACAGAAUGAACAUCAACCAAUCAUCUUUCUCAUGUACAUUACGGUGCACUGACUUGUGUUUGCGAUGUCAUGUCCAUAUGUAAGAUGAUCGCUGAGGUAAGAGAUAAUGGUAUGUAAUUAAGCUUGUCACA
This is a messenger RNA of Triticum dicoccoides, 2000 nucleotides long. RefSeq lists its product as uncharacterized. NCBI's taxonomy places the organism in Eukaryota, Viridiplantae, Streptophyta, Magnoliopsida, Poales, Poaceae. The record is from RefSeq and is a predicted model, not a curated record. The coding region runs from base 46 to 1035 and encodes 329 amino acids. The transcript has a single exon.